Molecule: messenger RNA, 1234 nt
Organism: Cottoperca gobio
Lineage: Eukaryota; Metazoa; Chordata; Actinopteri; Perciformes; Bovichtidae
Gene: arl11
Product: ADP-ribosylation factor-like 11
Molecular function (GO): GTP binding; GTPase activity
Source: RefSeq, a predicted model, not a curated record
UUGAGUGUAUGACAGAAUCAUAUACGUGCACAAUGUGACGUAAACCUGUUUUACAAACUGCACGUUGUUUACUUCCUGUCAACGUUACCUUCGCCUCCGAACUUUAUGAUCUUUCAUCCUUCGCUUUUACAGUUAGCUUUGCACAUAUUGUUAAUAGUAUUCCUGUUACAUUUUGUAUGUAGUGUUUUUUGGGGAGUUAGUGAUGAAUCCAGUACACUCAUUGUAUUGUGGCUUGUUCUACGUUGGAUGUCACGGAAUGGGAGAUGCAAGCCUCCUCUUGAAAGAACGUAAAUUUGCCCCCACGACUCCUUUCAGCAGCUUUUUCAAGCACCAUGUGUAAAAAAAGAGCCAUAGUGACCUGACGUCAGCUGAGCUGUGAAAAUCAGGCUAAUGUUGGUGCUAAACUGAGCAUCAGCUAACUAUGCUAACGGUUAUCCAAGACACGGAGGUGGCUAUCAAAACACACAACAUACAAAAACUAACGAUAAAUACUGUUAACAAUAUGUACAAAGCUAAAUGUGAAAGCGACAUGACUAAAGGAUGAAACAUCACAAAAGGUUGGAGGCGACGGUAACUUUACAGGUGUCAGGAAGUAAACAGACGUGCAACUGAAGCUGGAACAGUUAGGGGAUUCAUAGUCAAAGCAUCACACCUGUCUCAGCUGAUGUUACCUGGUGUGUUUGUGUUCAGGUGAUCCUGAUGGGUCUGGACUCGGCAGGGAAGUCGACUCUGUUGGCCCGACUGCUGACAGGACAGGUGAUGGAAACGUCUCCGACCAUCGGAUUCAACGUGGGGACUUUGGAUCUGGACAAGAAGACGUCUCUCACUGUGUGGGACGUCGGGGGACAGAAGAGCAUGAGAGCCAACUGGAGGUACUACCUGGACGACUGUAAGGCGCUGGUGUUCGUCGUCGACAGCAGCGACCCAUCUCGGCUGCCAGAGGCUCAGAAAGUUCUGAAGAAAGUUCUGAACGACGAGAAGCUGCGGGAGGUUCCUCUGAUGGUUCUGGCCAACAAGAAGGACCUGCCCAACUCCAUGACCAUCAGAGAGAUCUCCAAGCAGCUGGACCUGCACAGUUGUGUGGACCGGUUGUGGGAGGUUCAGGCCUGUAGCGCUCUGAAGGGUCUCGGCCUCCAACAGGCCUUCAUGUCUGUCAACAAGCUCAUCAAGAAGUCAUGAAGGAUUCAAACAGUUAAAAUGAACAUUUAUUAUUUAUACCAAAGCAAAAGGCACA